Molecule: messenger RNA, 2588 nt
Organism: Cataglyphis hispanica
Lineage: Eukaryota; Metazoa; Arthropoda; Insecta; Hymenoptera; Formicidae
Gene: Smox
Product: mothers against decapentaplegic homolog 3
Exons: 6
Coding region: 224-1651 (475 amino acids)
Biological process (GO): cell differentiation; anatomical structure morphogenesis; regulation of transcription by RNA polymerase II
Cellular component (GO): heteromeric SMAD protein complex
Molecular function (GO): I-SMAD binding; RNA polymerase II cis-regulatory region sequence-specific DNA binding; DNA-binding transcription factor activity, RNA polymerase II-specific
Source: RefSeq, a predicted model, not a curated record
AAACAGAGAGAGAGAGAGAGUGCGAUCUUGCGUGAAAACUCGUCGCGAUUGGUACUCGGCGGCGAGCCGUCAAUUCGCGGGGCAUCAUCUCCGGGAAGCGCGACAGAGAGAUAACCGAUAACGAUAUUCGUCGAUUCGCGCGAUAUCAACGUAAUAAAAUUUCGUACGCGUUCAGCGACAACAGCGGCCCCGAUGCGGGUCGCGCGCGCUCGUCUCAGGGCAAAUGAUGACUUCGAUGUUGCCCAGCUUUAACCCGCCUAUCGUCAAGCGGCUGCUGGGCUGGAAGAAGGCCGAGAGCGAGGACAAAUGGAGCGAGAAGGCCGUUAAGAGCCUGGUGAAGAAGCUCAAGAAGUCGGCGGGCCUCGAGGAGCUCGAGAAGGCUAUCACUACGCAAAGUUGCAACACCAAGUGCAUCACUAUACCAAGGCCUAGCCCGGGCGGUGUCGGCGACAACGGCGUUCAAGGUGUUCGCGGAAAGGGUCUGCCGCACGUGAUUUACUGUCGACUCUGGCGUUGGCCGGAUUUGCAGUCGCACCACGAACUAAGGGCGAUCGAGCACUGCGAGUACGCCUUCACCCAGAAACGCGACGAGGUCUGCGUGAAUCCUUAUCAUUAUCAACGAAUACAAACGCCAGUUUUGCCGGCCAUUCUCGUGCCGCGGCACAAUCUAACCAGCGACGAGAACACCGUCCUUUACAACACCUCCCUCGAGGAGCUCAGCGUCAGCGUUCCGGAGAACACGAGCUUCCACGCGACGCUAAAUCACCAGCAUAAUCAGCAGCAAAACAUACCGCAGUCCCCGCAACAGCAACAGCAACCAAAUAAUCCGUACCAAGGAAUGCAGAGUAUGCAGGCGACGAGUCCGGCGAGUGUUGGAAGCUUAGGAAGCGUGCAAGGUUCGCCUCAUCCUGCUCCGGGUUCCAUGGAUCCACCAGCAGAUACGCCACCGCCGGGUUACAUCAGCGAGGACGGUGACAAUAUGGACCACAACGAUAACAUGUCUCUGUCACGCCUGUCACCCAGUCCCGUGGAUGCACAACCGGUCAUGUAUUGCGAGCCCGCGUUUUGGUGUUCAAUUAGUUACUACGAGCUGAAUACAAGAGUGGGCGAAACAUUUCAUGCGUCGCAGCCAAGUAUAACGGUGGACGGCUUCACCGAUCCGAGCAACUCGGAGCGCUUCUGUCUCGGCUUGCUAUCCAACGUGAAUCGUAAUACGGUGGUCGAGCAGACCAGGCGACACAUCGGUAAAGGUGUUAGGCUCUACUACAUUGGCGGCGAGGUGUUCGCCGAAUGUUUAUCCGACUCGAGUAUCUUCGUACAGAGUCCCAACUGCAAUCAACGUUACGGCUGGCAUCCGGCCACUGUUUGCAAAAUACCACCAGGAUGUAAUUUGAAGAUCUUCAACAACCAGGAGUUUGCGGCGUUGCUAUCACAGUCGGUGUCGCAAGGCUUCGAGGCAGUGUACCAGUUGACGCGUAUGUGCACGAUCCGUAUGAGCUUUGUAAAGGGCUGGGGUGCGGAAUAUCGCCGGCAGACGGUUACCUCGACCCCUUGUUGGAUCGAGUUGCAUUUAAAUGGGCCACUCCAGUGGCUCGACAGGGUACUCACGCAGAUGGGCUCGCCUCGUUUACCCUGCUCCUCGAUGUCCUAAGUUUUUGCAUCCUCCUCAUUCGUUUGUUCGUUCGUGAUGGAAGAACAUGUGAGAAUAUCUUUUAUGCGCUGUCGUCGUCGUCGUCGUCGCCAUCGUCGAUCAGCUUGUACUUUCAUGUGUACAAUACGCAAAAAUUUAAUUUGUUCAGAUAUGCUCAAACGAACACUGCACAGUGACGCAUAUGAGAAAAAAGGCAUACGAUAUGAAGACGCCAGCAAUUAACAGUUGAGAAAAAAGAAACAUUCGGACAACGAUACCAAGUUUUCCGCGUCAUAGCAGUGGCAUUUUCUCAAAUGUCGUGCAAUUGAGCAACAACGGCGACCACGGCGUAAACGCGACAACAAAAGAGCGCGAAAUUGAAAAACGACGAUUCGUUUGCGCGCGACAGUAUAAAUAUCAUAGCAUAUAUUGAAGCUUGUGUUUUACCACACAUAUACAGACGCCCGCGCGCACACACAUACACGCACACAUACACACACAGUUCAUUGCAAUCGAGAAGAAAAAAAAAAUACAGACACACGCGAGGACGCAGAGACGCGGAUCUUUGCGUCGACUCACUUAUAUCGCGCGUACCGCAAUUGGCGUACAAGAUAUAUCCAGGGUGAUCAUAAUCCGAGUUUAGUCGAUUCGUGUAUAAGUAAUAAAAAAAAACGAGAGUGAUAUUUAUAUAUAUAAAUAUAUGUAUAUAUGUACCGCGCUAAUACAGAGCUCAGUCUUUUAUAUAUUUUUAUUGCUUAUUAAAGCAGACACAACUAUUACAAUCGUUGUAUUACAGUAUACGUCAGAUCUUUACGAGAUAUAAUAUACAUUAAUAUAUUAUGCGUAUGUGUGUGUGUAUGUGUUAAACUUUCACUCCUAGCUCGCGUUAUGGAAUUUAUUUGAAUAUUUUAUAAUACAUUCAGAUGGACACUCAAAUACAGACACACGCACGCACGCA